CUCCUCCCCAAAUACCAAGGCAUACAGUACCACAGCUACACACCCACUUUGCAACCCCUGCACUGAGGGACCAGCGCUUUUUAAGUUACCUGCCUCUCCCAACCUCAGAGUACACAGAGCGGGCGCUGAGGCUCGGCAAGUGUAGGAGCCCCCAACCGGUGACCGCCGCCUGGGCUAUGGGGACUGAGCAGGAGACUCCACGGCCGAGGGACGGACACGCAUCGGAGCCCGCGUUUCGGUCCCAAAGUUCGCCUCGAGCGCCUCCUGGACGCCCGCGCACCUCCGCCAGGGGCUCGGAGGUCCCCGGUUCUCUCGGACCGCGACCCAGGCGCUUCCUCGAGGGGGCCUGUCCGGGGAGCGCGGGACGCACGGCUGGCGUCUCCCGGUGCUCGGCCGCCGCUCCGUGUGGGGCGUCUCGCGUGCAGCCCGUGCCCUCCCCCGCCUGGAGGGCUCUUUCUGCGCCCGGACUUCUCAGCGCGCGCGCAAGACCCUCACCCGGGACCUGCCCGCUCCCGUCCCCUCAGACUCGACGCCGCAGCCCGGUCCCCUCAGCCCCACGGCCCCGCAGCCCCGGCCCUCCUCGAGCCCCGACCCUUCGGCGCUUCCCCGCCCUCCGGACUGCCCCUCGACCCGCGGCCCCGCCGCCCCCAGCGCCGCCCCGCACCCGGACACUGACCUGCGGCGGCACCCCGCUCCGGCGUCCCGGCGGCCGACCCGAGCGCCCCAGGCUGCGGCUUAGGCGCGGGCGCGGGCUCGGGUUCCGGCUCGGGCUCAGAACCACAGUGCGAAGGGUGAGACACACCGGCCUGGAGAUGGGGCUCGGCCUCGUUCGUUCCUCACAACCACCGCUGGGAGGCGGCUCAGAAAUGGUCCCAUUUUACAGAGCGGGCGUUCGAACACAGCUCAGAUAG
Herpailurus yagouaroundi (jaguarundi) is the source of this 911-nucleotide messenger RNA. Its product is annotated as formin-like protein 14. NCBI's taxonomy places the organism in Eukaryota, Metazoa, Chordata, Mammalia, Carnivora, Felidae. The transcript has 3 exons. The record is from RefSeq and is a predicted model, not a curated record. The coding region runs from base 177 to 911 and encodes 244 amino acids.